AUGGAUAACAAAAAUGUAUCAGUCAUUACUGAAUUUAUUCUUCAGGGAUUCAGAGGCAAUCCCAAAAUGCAGUUUAUACUUUUUACAAUUUUCCUCCUGGUUUAUGCCAUUACUAUCUUAGGGAAUCUGGGGGUGAUUCUGUUGAUUUCCACUAAACCCCAACUCCACAAACCCAUGUAUUACUUCCUGUGCAACCUCUCCUUUGUUGAUCUCUGCUGCUCUUCAACCAUUUCUCCAAAAAUACUGAUUGACUUGUUGGUUGAAGGAAAAAGAAUUUCAUUUGGUGCCUGUGCUACACAGCUCUUUCUGAUUGGUAUAUUUGGAGAUACAGGGUGUGUUUUGUUGACCAUGAUGGCCUAUGACAGAUAUGUGGCCAUCUGCAAUCCACUCCUCUAUCGAACUCUAAUGUCCAAAAAGGUCUGCCAGCAAAUGAUUGUUGUUGCAUAUUGCAUAGGCCUAAUGGAUACAAUAGUAUACACUUCCUCAACAUUUCGACUGAUAUUCUGCCGGUCAAAUGUUAUUAAUCAUUUCUUCUGUGACAUACCUCCACUCUUAAUGAUCUCCUGCUCAGAUACAUACAUCAGUGAAAUAGUGAUAAUUGUCAUUGCUAGCUUUAUUGAAGUAAGCGGUAUAGCUAUGAUUCUUGUAUCCUAUGUUUACAUUUUGGCUACAAUCUUGAGAAUGUGCUCCGCAGAGGGCAGGCACAAAGCAUUUUCCACCUGUGCUUCUCACCUGACAGCUGCUGGGAUAUACCAUGGGACAAUACUCUUUAUGUAUUUUCGGCCCAGCUCCAGCUAUUCCAUAGACCAAGACAAAUGGGCCUCAUUGUUCUACACGGUCGUGAUCCCCAUGCUCAAUCCUUUGAUCUACAGCCUGAGGAACAAGGAAGUGAAAGAUGCUGCAACCAAAUCAAUGGGUAACAUAUGGAUUUUUAAAGGGAAUAAUCCUAGAUACAUUUAA
Messenger RNA from Ahaetulla prasina, 960 nucleotides. RefSeq names its product olfactory receptor 5AR1-like. Gene Ontology annotation, biological process: G protein-coupled receptor signaling pathway; sensory perception of smell. The record is from RefSeq and is a predicted model, not a curated record. Bases 1 to 960 code for a protein of 319 amino acids. Gene Ontology annotation, cellular component: membrane. NCBI's taxonomy places the organism in Eukaryota, Metazoa, Chordata, Lepidosauria, Squamata, Colubridae. Gene Ontology annotation, molecular function: olfactory receptor activity; G protein-coupled receptor activity; odorant binding. The transcript has a single exon.